AUAACUUUCUCGCCCUACUGUUUACAUACGAUUUGACAGCUCCAAAAGAAGUUCUCGCUGGUUCUCCCUUGCUCGCUUGCUAGACGUGCAUUGCAGUUAUCGCGAUAACUUCUCGCCGGAUUUGUAUGGGAUGACGUUUGUUUGCGAAGUUCUCGUCGAGAAAUUCUCCAACAUUCGUCAUCGUUUGGACACGGUUUUAGAGCAUAAAUUCUCGCCAUUCUCUUCUCAUUCUCGUCAUUCUCGCUACCGUCUAGGCGCGUGGUCAUAACAAAAUUACAAAUUCAAACCAGGAGCCGCACUGAUUGGACGCAUCCUCCUUAAUCAAUCCGGUCGUCGAUCAAGAUGAAGCAACAACUGUUUGUCGGUAAAAUUGUGCACAGCAAAUCGGUGGACGAGCUGGUUUGUGAUGGUUUUGUGGCUGUUUCAUCGGAGGGUAAGAUCGAUGCAGUCGGCGAAUUGUCGCAGUUGAAGGUGCUGUUACCAAGUGCAGACCAGUAUGAACGGGUGCAACUUGCGUCAACACAAUUUCUGCUUCCGGGCCUGAUCGAUGCACAUAUUCACGCUCCACAAGUGCCGAACAUUGGCCUUGGGCUAGAUAAACCCUUGCUCGAGUGGCUGGAUUCGUACACCUUCCCGCUGGAGUCCAAUUAUCGCGACCCCGAGUUUGCAGCGCGAGUCUACAAAUACGUGGUGAAUACCACCAUCGCGAAUGGCACGACAACCGCUUGCUACUUUGCCUCUAUCUUUACGGAAACCAACAAAAUUCUGGUCGACGAGAUGCUACGCCAGGGGCAGCGUGGCUUCGUUGGAAAGGUAUCAUCGAACCGGAUGUGCCCCAAGUUCUAUGUCGAAUGCGAUACCGAAACCUCGGUAAAGGACAAUGUGGAUUUCAUUCGGUACGUGCUGGACAAAAAGAGUGACCUGGUUCAGCCCAUAGUGACUCCCCGGUUCGCCAUUACCUGUGACGAUGGGUUGCUGCGUGAACUGGCCGGGCUGGCCCGUACCUACAAUCUGCACAUACAAACGCACGUAUCCGAAAAUCUCGGAGAAAUUGCCACGGUUAAGGAACAGUUCCCGCAGGCACCACACUACACCGGGGUGUACGAUGAGGUUGGCCUGCUGACGAACCGUACCGUGCUGGCACACGGUGUUCAUCUUGAGGAGGAUGAGCUGUUGGUGCUGGCUGAACGGGGCACCUCGAUCGCACACUGCCCGAGCUCGAACACGAACCUCGGUUCCGGAUUCUGUGACGUGCGACGGUUGCUCAAAGCGAACGUUAAGGUUGGUCUGGGAACGGACGUGUCCGGUGGUAGUGAAGCUUCCAUUCUGGCCGCGAUGCGAUCCGCGUUGGCCGUUUCGCAGCAUUUAAACUUUAUGAAAACCCAGAAUGUACUAGGUACGGGCCGGGUUGAACCAUCGGACGAAGGAGGAAAACAGCAAAGCUACAUUCCACUUACUUAUAAGCAGGCCCUGUUCUUGGCCACGCUCGGCGGAGCACAAGCUUUAGCGAUGGACGAUAAAGUGGGCAACUUUGCUGUUGGAAAGCAUUUCGAUGCCCUGGUGAUCGAUACGGAACUGGCACCGAUCGGAGGAGACCGUUUGCCGGAAGCGUUAACGAAAGAGAAAAGUAACGAGCAGCUGCUGCUGGAGCAGGUUCAAAAGUUUGUCUACGUUGGAGAUGACCGCAACAUCGUGAAGGUGUUCGUUUCGGGCAAGCAAAUAAAAUUAUGAUUCAACAGCAGGAGGGCACACAGAAGCAUAGCUUCGGGACAAAGUCAUAGUGCUGCGUUUCCUAUGAGGCCAAAUAUAAUUGAUCACUUCCUCA
Molecule: messenger RNA, 1825 nt
Organism: Anopheles darlingi
Lineage: Eukaryota; Metazoa; Arthropoda; Insecta; Diptera; Culicidae
Gene: DhpD
Product: guanine deaminase
Exons: 5
Coding region: 343-1731 (462 amino acids)
Biological process (GO): guanine catabolic process
Cellular component (GO): cytosol
Molecular function (GO): zinc ion binding; guanine deaminase activity
Source: RefSeq, a predicted model, not a curated record